CCAUUCUAACCAAAGCCAGCCAGCUUAUGGACAAUUUUUUUGAAAACGCAAACGGUUUACAUCUUAUAAAUAGAGAACUUUGGCUUCGAUAACGUUCAGAUCGAUUUCGUUUCGACUUCGAUAAAAAAAACCGAAAAUGUUCGGUUCGACUUCGACCGAAAUUGGGCGAUUCGGUUAGGUCCUAAAAACGAUUAUCGGUCGUUUUCUACUCAUAACCACGUUCGUUGCACAGUAGGCAAUGCCACUGCAUCUUACCAACAAUAAGAGAACGAUUCUUUCCACAGAGUCGCCGAGUUGUAAAGUUCAAUUUUUUUUUAUUAAAAAGUAUUGAACUGAAAAAGGUAUUAGCCUGCUCUAAUAUCUACAAUUCUAAUCAAGUUUAAAACGGAUAGUCGACUUGGUGCAUGCUAACUAACCAUGGGCUCUGUCUGUUAGUGUUUUACAACAAUUGCAGGGGGGGUAAUAUGGCCUCAUUAUAAGCUAAAAAACUCUACACACUUAGUUUUCAAUUAGAUUUCGAGCAGUGAUAUACACAUUCAAAUCGAACAAACGAUCUCUAGCCUGUCCCCUGAUAAUAUAUUAACACUAACCGUACCGGUGUAUCACGUAUACAGCGGUCAAAAAAACUAUUCGACAUUAGAGUAAUUUUUUAAAAUUAAUGUCAAAAUGCUUGUAUUCUUUAAAAAUGUUUAAGUUUCUGAUUAAGAUAACGUUGUGGAGUAAGUAUUUCAGAAUAUACCGUUAUAAAAUUAACCAAUAUUUCACAUUUUAACACUCAGUCAUCUUCUUGGAUAAGACCGCACAAAUUCCAAAGCAAAAAAAGUAUACGGCAACCGUUGUUUUUCUUUUAUAGUGUAAACAGUAAUUGUAGGCAUGUGCUUAUACUUACGUAAUUAGCCCUUAAGACUUAUUUAGUAAGCUUUCGUUGUAAUUAGACCUUAAGACUCGUUGAUGGUAGCGUUUGGUACGAUAGGCCAUUUUGUAGAAAUAAAGAUUGAUUCGGUUUAUAGCGCAAGAAGAAUAAGGUGCUGUUGUCAUUUCUGACGGUUUAAUUAUCAUUAUUAUUAUAUCAGAAGUGGGAGUCGAAGCCACUAAAGCUAACUCUGUGUGUUAUAUUUAAACAACAUUUUUCUUUUGCGUCCUGAAAUGGAAGACGAGGUGGUGAGUGCCGAAAAACAUACACUCCUCCAAUUAAAGGCCUGGUGUACGGCCGUUGGCAUAAACGCAAACGGUGCAAAAGCGUCGCUCGCGGCAAGGCUGAGCCAGUUGUCAGAAGAAGCGCGCGGAUUGUGCCCAGCAAGCGAAUCAGUAGAUCUGAUUUAUGAGGUCAGUGACAACGUUACCGGAAGAAACAACGAGUCGGACAGUGACGCAGACACCAUAGCAGCACACAACGUAGCGGUCAACGUGGCGGACAAAGUAGCGGUAAACGUAAUGGACAAAGUAGCGGACAAGGUGACGGUCAACGUAGAGGAUACUGCAAAAAAUGUAGCUGCCAAUGCAGCGGUCAAUGAAGCAGGGAAUACAAUGGCAAAUUUAGUGGACAAUAGUGCAGAAAAAAAGGCGUACUACAAGGUAGAGGACAACGGUGAGAAGGUACAGCAACGGCAAGGUGACACGGUCGUGGAAGUCACUAACGACGACGGCGCGGUUCGUGUGCAAAAGGCGUUAGCACGUAAAUGUAGCGGUACAUUCGGAGACCUUUUAACGAGAAACAGCGACGCCAAAGAAAAAAACGGUAUGUCGAACGGUACAGUAGAAGACAGCAUAAAAAUGUCACUGCUGCAGAGAGAAAUUGAGCUGCUGAAGUUACAAAAGGCUCAAUUGGAACGAGAGAAAACAAUAAGCAAAGUAGCGACUGAAGGUGUAGCGUUUGAGACAUUGAAGGACGUAAUACCUGCGUACGAUGGCGGCGACGGGUUCAAAGCCUGGCAUAACCAGUUGCUGCAUCUGCGCGAGGUAGUACAAGUAAACGACGCUGUGCUAGGAGUCGUUAUUCACACCAAGCUAAAAGGUGCAGCCCUGGCGUGGUACAACGCAAAGCCUAUGUUUCCUAAAAAGGUUGACGAAUUGCUACGUGAGAUGGAGUCAGUGUUCGGGGCAGGUGAGAGUAAGCUUGAUCGCCGCAGAAAAUUCGAGAAGAGAAUGUGGUCAUCCGAAGAAAGCUUCGCCAACUACUUCAACGAUAAAUGUUUGCUGGGCGGCGAACUGAACUUGGGUGAUGAGGAACUCGCAGAUUACCUCAUAGAAGGCAUUCCUGAUAGACAACUCCGCAAUCAGGCCAGGUUACAAAACUUCACCACAGCCAACGACGUACUAAGGGCGUUCCGCUCUAUAAGUCUACCAGAGCAUACGGAACCAAAACAACGAACGGUCGAAAGGAUGCGGUGUUACAACUGCAAUUGCUCGGGUCACUAUGCUAAAGAUUGUCGGAAACCGAAGAGGGAAGCUGGUUCCUGCUUCGCUUGUGGACAGCUAGGCCAUUACGCAGCGGAGUGCAAACAACACAAAAAAAACAAGAACACGUUUAAUGUUUAGUCGACUCAGGAAGCCCAGUCAGCCUGAUUAAGCAAGUUCUAGUACCAGCAGGAGCAAAAUUAGAA
Messenger RNA from Anastrepha ludens (Mexican fruit fly), 2603 nucleotides. RefSeq lists its product as uncharacterized. The record is from RefSeq and is a predicted model, not a curated record. Bases 1147 to 2538 code for a protein of 463 amino acids. The transcript is spliced from 2 exons. Gene Ontology annotation, molecular function: zinc ion binding; nucleic acid binding. Lineage: Eukaryota; Metazoa; Arthropoda; Insecta; Diptera; Tephritidae.